Messenger RNA from Arachis ipaensis, 1412 nucleotides. Its product is annotated as Homeodomain-like superfamily protein. The record is from RefSeq and is a predicted model, not a curated record. NCBI's taxonomy places the organism in Eukaryota, Viridiplantae, Streptophyta, Magnoliopsida, Fabales, Fabaceae.
AAUUAAGUUGGGUUAAAUAGUACUUUUACUUUACCAAGUUUACUCGCUAGUCACUUCCCAGUAACCACCCUACCAACCCAUUUUCAUUUUUUUUCACCCUUCUCCGAAACCCUCGCGCCGCAAAUUUCAAUUUUUUACCACCCAAUCACACCAUGGACCUCUUAGCCGCCGCCACCGCCGCCGCCGCCGAUGGCGACAACUUCCCGGUCCCUGACCACGUCGCCCCAUUCCCCGAUUCCGGCGACCUCCUCUACGCCGCCAUUCCCACAUCCCUCCGCAGCAACAACCCCCAAAAGCUCCGCCCAAUCCGCUCCGUCGCUGCCGCUAGAGCAUCCUCUUUCCACCGUAACGGCCAGCUUCCAGAACCUCCCGAUACCGGUGGUUCCCCUUCGGUUGAAGAAGAUCGGCUUGGUUCCGGGUCGGGUCACGAUGACGGGCGCACUGUUCCGUUGUGUCAGGAAUCUGGCUCAUCUUUGGAUGAUGAUGAUGGUAAUGACAUUGAAAAUUCAUCUGGGAGUGGCAAACACCCAGGCAUGCCAAAGCGAAAGAGGAAGAUGGAGAGAAGACUCGAAGAUUUCGUGGAGAAUAUGGUAAAGAAGGUGAUGGAAAAGCAAGACCAGAUGCAUAAACAGUUAGUGGACAUGAUUGAAAAGAAGGAGAAGGAAAGAGUAAUGAGAGAAGAAGCUUGGAAGCAGCAAGAGAUCGAGAGAAUAAGGAAGGACGAAGAGGCCAGAACCCAAGAGAGGUCACGAAAUUUAGCCCUCAUAUCUGUCAUCCAAAAUCUGCUUGGCCAUGAGAUUCAAAUCCCGCAACCGGCAGAGGUAAGCAGCAAAGGAGAAGAGGACGAACCGGGACACGAAGGCGAGGAAGCGAAUGCUCAAAAGAGUCUCGGCGUCAGUGGUGAGGGAAGUAACAACAGGUGGCCUGAUGUUGAAGUUCAAGCGCUGAUAACCUUGAGAACUUCAAUGGAGCAGAAAUUUCAUCUUAUGGGAUCCAAGGUAUCAAUAUGGGAGGAGAUAUCUGAAGCAAUGAAUAAAAUGGGAUACCACCGUUCUGCAAAGAAGUGCAAGGAAAAAUGGGAGAACAUCAACAAGUACUAUAAAAGGACGAUAGGGAGUGGCAAGAAGCGGCGUCAAAAUAGUAAAUCCUGCCCUUACUUUAAUGAGUUGGAUGUUCUAUAUAGCAAUGGUCUCCUCAAUCUUGGAAAUCCCUUGAGCAGUAGUACCAAUGAUGUGUCCAAGAUUGAAAAGGAGGAAAAUGAAACUUGAUUAUCACAAAGAUGGAUGAUGUGAAAUUUCUUUCACUUACAAUGUGCUAGUGAUUUUUUCUAUUAUGUCAUCUCAUCUAUAUGAAACUUUGUUAGAAACAUUUUAUAAUCCAUCUAGUUAAAAUGGGAACUUUGUUUGAUUGUA